Tigriopus californicus is the source of this 1812-nucleotide messenger RNA. Its product is annotated as protein tumorous imaginal discs, mitochondrial-like. Gene Ontology annotation, biological process: mitochondrion organization; protein folding; negative regulation of apoptotic process. Gene Ontology annotation, cellular component: mitochondrion. The record is from RefSeq and is a predicted model, not a curated record. Gene Ontology annotation, molecular function: ATP binding; heat shock protein binding. NCBI's taxonomy places the organism in Eukaryota, Metazoa, Arthropoda, Copepoda, Harpacticoida, Harpacticidae. The transcript has a single exon. Bases 335 to 1777 code for a protein of 480 amino acids.
GGCCUCCAAGCCCUCCAACCUCCAGCAUGCUCCAUCCAGCUUAGCAACCUAGUAGUGUUGGGCACAUUCGGCUGCGUUCUAGACAGUACUGAGCGAGCGAAUGAAGGAGAGAGCGGAACGCGCGGAACGAGCGCAGGCCGGGGUUCAUUUCGUAAGAACGGUGAGCACAACCAUCCAUCCAUUCUCGCAAACACAACACUUUGGACCUCGUUGACUUGACUGAUCCGAACAUAUUAUCAGGAGAGAGAGGUCCAUCUCCAUCCUUCAAGAGUUCAUUCAUGUCUGUGGAAUUGGCGACGUUGAAGGUAGCAAGGUAGCAAGCCCAAUUAUCGUCAUGUGGUUAUCGCGUGCGGCCGUCUCGAGAUCCAGCAGCACGCUGCGGGUUUCGGUCCCAGCCAAUAGGCCCUGUCCGAUGACAGGCGUAACGGCGGGUGUUUUCAAUCCUGCCACUGCUAGCGCCGGAUGGGCCCGGACUAUACCUACUGGCCUGUCCCUUAUUAGGGUGGGUUCGGCUCGGAAUGCUCGCCUCUUUCACACGAGCAUCGGGCGGUGGAAGGUGAAAGAUUACUACGAGACCUUGGGCGUGGGUCGCGAUGCUACGGCCAAGGACGUUAAGAAGGCUUACUAUCAGUUGGCUAAGAAAUAUCACCCGGACACCAACAAAGGCGACAAAGACGCCCAAGCCAAGUUUCAGGCUGUGUCCGAGGCCUAUGAAUGUCUGUCCGAUGAUAGCAAACGCAAACAGUAUGACACCUUUGGCAGUGCCGGCGGCGCUGGACCCGGGGCGGGUGGACAUCCUUUUGGCGGAGCAGGUGGAUUCACUGGAGGCUACGAUUUCAAAUCCUCGAUAGACCCCGAGGAGCUCUUUCGCACCAUUUUUGGCGACCAAUUUCGCUCAGGUGGACGAUCCGGGUUUUCCGACGGGUUUAGAGAAACGCAAUUCGACUUUGGCGCGCCGCAAGAAUAUCAAAUGCGGCUUAAGUUUCGUGAAGCGGCCAAAGGCAUCAAAAAGGACCUGAAAGUGACGAUUAUGGACUCGUGCGGGACGUGCCAAGGCUCAGGCAGUGAACCGGGAACCAAACCCGAGCGUUGUCCUCAUUGUCAAGGUACGGGUAUGGAAACUGUCACGACCGGACCUUUCAUGAUGCGCUCCACUUGUCGGCGAUGUCACGGCAAGGGCACGCAUAUCAAGAGCCCGUGCCGGGACUGCCGAGGUCGCGGACAGACCAAACAAGCUCAGACUGUGGUGGUGCCGGUGCCCGCCGGGGUGGAAGACGGCCAGACCGUCCGUAUGCCCGUCGGGCGGAAAGAGAUUUUCAUUACGUUUUCGGUAGAGAAAUCAGACUACUUCAAGCGCCAGGGCAGCGACGUGCAUACCGAGGCCAAAAUUUCCUUAGCUCAGGCCGUGUUGGGCGGAACCAUCCGGGUGCAAGGCAUUCACGAGGACAUGAAUGUGUCCAUUCCAUCGGGCACAUCUUCGCAUACGCGAAUGCGCAUGAAAGGCAAAGGUAUCGCCAAAAGCAGCGGCUUAGGCCAUGGCGAUCACUACAUUCACGUCAAGAUUGAAGUGCCUCAAAAAGUGGAUGACAAGAGUAAAGCCCUCUGGCAAGCCUACGCCGAACUCGAACCCAACACGCCGGGCACUGUCCAUGGCUUCACCUAUGAUAAAGGAGGUAAGAAAGUGCUGAUGGAGGAUCCCGAUGGUCUGGUGGCUGAUAUUCGCGAGGCGCUUGAAGACGACCAACCCGAGAAUGGCCAAGACACCAAUGCUUCUUGAGCCCAAUCGUUCAAUAAAGAAUAUAUAUCAGACUA